CCCACUUGGUCUUCGAGGUAGGAGUGAAGUCCGUCACUUACCUCUCUGUCUUGAACCUACUCCGAAGCAGCUCGCAGCAAUGGGCUUGUUGUCAGUAGCUCCAUCGAGCUACUCCCAAGAGCAGCUCAACGCGCAUCUUGUUUCACUCGCCACACUCCCGGUUACGGUCACCUCGCCCUCUGACCUUCCCUCCGACGUUCAGGCGCAGGAUGACGACGACGAUGCGCCCUUCUCGAAGAGCCUGCAAGACGCGCUCACACAGUUGACGCAGACCAAGCCGCCGACGGCCAAGGAGGUCGCGCACAUGCUUACGCGACUCCAGGAACGCAGGCAGGACUUUGGCGCCUACUCGGCGUCCAAAGUCGACCGCGCGGCCGAGGCUGAGAUCCUCACCCGCUCUGUGAGCAUUAUAUGGGCCGAGGUACUGCGCGAGUUUAUCGACUCGUCUCUUGCGCUACAGGACGACGAGGUGUGGUGGGAGCGAAGCAUGUCGUCGCGCAUCGGCGCACUCGUCUACCUCGUGCAAUCCAUGCCCGAGCGUAUCUGGCGCGUCAUCAGCGCAGGUCUUGAGACGGAGAGCUGGCAAGCGAAAGUCAAGAGCGUGGACUGGCGCCGUGCGAUCCACAUGCCCUCGACAUCAAGCUUGUCGCGCCUUUUCAGGCCGCUCCAUAGCGGGGGUGGCUCCCAGAAGUUCACCGCCCAGCUUCAGGCUCUCGCCUCUCCACUCGUCCUUACAAGACGCGAAAUGCUGUCCAAUAGGCAGACACUUGGUGCAGCAGCGGGCCUUGCCGCCAGCCGGGUCGGCUUGCUCGCCAGCAACGGCCCCAAUUGGUCGAUCCAGCAAGUUGGCACCACGGCAUCGUCGAACGACCUUGUGGACGAGGCGACCCGCAUCUAUGGCAUUCUUGCGGACGUUCUUGGCAUUAAGCCGGUCGAGAAGGCUGUCUCGUUCAAGGAUGAAAGAGGGUCGAGGAAGUCUAAAAGAUCUACCCAGCCUCAACCUGCCUCGAAGGUCACACCCGAGAUGCUCGCCGAAGUUGUCACUAAGCAUCUUCCGGAGAUGCGCAAGGUUCUGCAUAACACGCUUGAGGAGUACGGGCGACCAAACGUCUUCACCAGGUUCUGGUUUACUGUCCUCUUCCUCCCCCCUGCACUCUACUUCGGAGCGCGGUCAGUCGUCAAUAACAAGGAGUGGAUCACCGAGCAGGUCGUGAACGCAAAGGAAACGGUCAAAGGCUUCUUCGUACAAUGGGUCUGGGAGCCUGUGGAGGACAUAUUCACCACCAUGCGUGGUGGGGGUGAAGGUCUCUCUCUCGCUCCCGAAACUGUAAAGGCGGACGAGGAAAGUUUGCAGCGCAUGGUUCUUGACUUUGGCCGUGACGUUUACAAGCUCGAUGACGCCCAGCUCAAGGCCUUGCGAAUCAAGGUAGAGGCGGGUGACAUGGAGGAGGUCCUGAAGGCCUACGAGAAUGAGAUCCGCCAGCCUAUCAAGUCGGCUCUCUUUGGCCAUCUGGUCCGCACGCUCCUCAUCCAGGUCCAGAAGACAAAGACCGACUUGUCCGUCGCCUUGCAAAGCCUCGACCAGCUGCUGCGCUCGCAACAACUGACCUUCGCGUUUGUUGGUGUGGCGCCCUCGGUGCUCCUUCUCUACGGUAUCUGGGGUUGGUUGAGGCGCCUCUAUGUCGGCGAGGGCCGGAAGAAGGGUCGCCGCCGCCGCUACUUCCACAGCCUGCGCGCGAUUGAGGAGCUCCUCCUCAAGGCGCCAGAGGACGACGUCCGCAUGUCUGACAAGGACCGCGGCCUGCUCAUUGUCACCACCUCGGGUCUGCGCGUGUGGGCGGCGGGGAUCGGCUCGGGGGUGCGCGAGGCAUUCCUGGACGACUUGCGGAUGUUUGAGGACCAGACGCUUACGCGGGGGGACAAGCUGCUGGUUGUGCAGAGGAUAUGGAGGUGCUGGGGUCGGGAUGGGAGUGGAACGAGCUCUAUGUAGAAUCCAAGCGCCAAGCAGCAUAGGUAUCAAUUUAUCAAUGGGAAAGUGGGAAUGACGUCGGCG
Molecule: messenger RNA, 2053 nt
Organism: Cutaneotrichosporon oleaginosum
Lineage: Eukaryota; Fungi; Basidiomycota; Tremellomycetes; Trichosporonales; Trichosporonaceae
Cellular component (GO): mitochondrial outer membrane
Source: RefSeq, a predicted model, not a curated record